AUGUUUUUAAUGAUUAGAACAUUAUUGAAAUAAGUUUAGCUUUAAUAAUCUUUAAGACUUAUUCCUAAAUAUUAAUUUUCCAAACAUGAAGACGAUUGGUUAAAUAAAUAACAUAAAUCAAAAGAAAAAUUAUAUUUCACAUAAGAAGAAUAAAAGUAAAUGAAGAAAUUAUUAGAAAAGCUUAGUCAAACAUCUAAGUUUGUAGAAGAUGUAGAACAUGAAACUUCAGAUGCUGGAUAAGUAUAGAAAAUUUUACAAAGAUAUAAUAUUUCGCCAUCCGAAGCUUUAAUUGAAGAACUAACUGAUUGGAAAAAAUAAAAAAAUAAUAAACGUCAUGAUGAUUGA
Molecule: messenger RNA, 345 nt
Organism: Ichthyophthirius multifiliis
Lineage: Eukaryota; Ciliophora; Oligohymenophorea; Hymenostomatida
Exons: 4
Source: RefSeq, a predicted model, not a curated record